Messenger RNA from Echinostoma caproni, 579 nucleotides. Lineage: Eukaryota; Metazoa; Platyhelminthes; Trematoda; Plagiorchiida; Echinostomatidae. The record is from the annotation of a GenBank genome assembly.
GUGAUUCGAGACCUUGGUCUCUUCGGUUUGUACAAAGGAGCUCGAGCCUGCUUCUUACGUGAUAUCCCCUUCUCAGCCAUUUAUUUCACCGCAUACAAUCAUUUGAAAACCGCGUUUGCCAACGAGGACGGGAUCAACACCCCGGGCAGUUUGUUAGCUGCAGCCACUUUGGCCGGCGCACCUUCAGCCUGUUUCACCACACCGGCGGAUGUGAUAAAAACCAGAUUGCAGGUUGUAGCACGCACAGGUCAAACCACAUACAACGGCAUAGCUGAUGCAGCACGUAAGAUUUGGCACGAGGAAGGGGGUCGCGCGUUUUGGAAAGGUGCAGGAGCUCGUGUGCUCCGCUCCAGUCCACAAUUCGGUGUCACGUUACUCACUUAUGAAAUGCUGCAGCGAUUCCUGUACAUAGACUUUGGUGGCCGGGAAUUGGCCGGUGCUGGUCUGGAACAUCAUCAUCAUGAGCCCGCGAUCCCCGCCAAUCCAGAUCACAUCGGCGGUCUCGGAUUCGCGACGGCCACGUUCACUGGAAUCGAAAGGAAGUUGGGCUUGUGCUUUCCAAAGUACAAACUGUCAUAG